AUGGGCGAACGACUUCGCAUCCUCGUAAUCGGCUCCGGAGGUCGAGAGCACGCACUAGCAUGGAAACUAGCUCGAUCGCCUUCAGUCGAUGUUGUCCAUAUCGCACCAGGCAAUGGCGGGACCGAAUCCGAAAAUAUUAUCAAUGUUAAGAUCCCGGUUGAUGAUUUCACCGAAUUGGUUGCCCAUGCGAAGAAGCACGGCUUAAACUUGGUAGUCGUCGGGCCCGAGGCACCAUUAGUAGCUGGUGUUGAGGGCUUCUUUCGUGCGGCUGGUAUCCGCUGCUUUGGUCCGAGCAAAGCUGCCGCUCAGAUGGAAGGCUCAAAAGCUUUCUCAAAGGACUUCAUGCAACGUCACGGAAUCCCUACAGCUGCCUUCCGCAACUUCGACAACUACGAAUCUGCACGCCAGUAUCUUGAUUCCGUGGAUCACGAUGUUGUGAUCAAAGCCGACGGAUUGGCGGCCGGUAAGGGAGUCAUAAUCCCCACCACUAAAGAAGAAGCACAUGAUGCUCUGAAACAGAUCAUGGUCGCAAAGGAAUUCGGCUCUGCGGGUUCUCAGGUGGUAAUCGAGGAAUUUCUCGAGGGUGAGGAGUUGAGUGUCCUCACUUUUAGCGACGGUUAUACCAUCAGAUCAUUACCUCCUGCUCAGGAUCAUAAGCGCGCUUUGGACGGAGACCAAGGCCCAAACACCGGGGGCAUGGGGUGUUAUGCUCCUACUAGAGUUGCGUCCAAGGAGCUGAUCGCCCAGGUUGAUCGGGACAUCGUCCAACCAACAAUCGACUGCAUGCGAAGGGAAGGCAUGCCAUUUGUUGGCAUGUUGUUUACUGGGUUGAUGAUUACUAAGAAUGGGCCAAAAGUACUGGAGUAUAAUGUUCGAGGAGGAGAUCCGGAGACCCAAACGCUACUGCCUCUGUUGAGCGAUGAUACUGAUCUUGCAAAAGUAAUGCUUGCCUGUACUGAACAUUGGCUUGAUGGUGUCGACCUGAAAAUCGAAUCCAAGUUUGCCGCAACCGUGGUAGCUUCUGCGCAAGGGUACCCUGGCUCCUAUGCCAAAAAUCGACCAAUUGCGCUACAGAAGACACCCGCAGACACAUUUGUCUUCCACGCUGGCACGGGGAAAGAUGGAAAGGCGAUACUCUCAACUGGUGGGAGAGUUAUUGCUUCAACCUCCACGGCAGAGACCUUGGAAGAUGCAGUGGCGAAAGCCUACAAAGGCAUGGACACGAUCAAGUUUGAAGGUAUGCAUUUCAGGAAGGAUAUUGGCCAUCGGGCGUUCAAGAGAAAGGAGGAAGAGAAAGGCCCAGAAGAAGCCGCCAUGACCUAUGCAUCAGCUGGUGUCUCAAUCGACGCGGGUAACAACCUUGUGUCCAGGAUCAAAAAGUUUGUCAAAUCAACUUCACGCCCCGGAGCCGACGCCAUAAUUGGAGGUUUCGGUGGAGGCUUCGAUCUGGUCCAGGCAGGUUACCAUGAGAAGUCUCCGAUGUUGGUUGGAGCCAUUGACGGUGUUGGUACAAAGCUGAAGAUAGCACAUGCCAUGAAUGUCCAUGACACGGUAGGCAUUGAUUUGGUGGCCAUGAACGUCAAUGAUCUCGUUGUGCAAGGUGCAGAGCCACUCAUGUUCCUGGACUGCUACACCUGCAGUAUCCUGGACGUUGACAUCGCCAGCGACUUCAUCCGUGGCGUUUGCGAGGGUUGCAAGAUUGCAAACUGCACUCUUGUUGGAGGUGAAACUGCUGAGAUGCCCGGACUUUUGGCAGGUACCGAGUACGAUGCGGUAGGUGCGGCCAUUGGUGCUCUUGACCUACCUGCGGGGAAGCGGCUGCUGCCGGAUCUCAGGAGCAUGGUUGAGGGCGAUGUGCUCUUGGGUCUUGCUUCCAGCGGUAUUCAUUCUAACGGUUUCUCUUUGGUCCGGAGGAUCGUGGAGAAAGCGCGUCUCAGUUUCUCGAGUUCUGCACCAUGGACCUCAGGGACCACGGUAGGCCGGUCUUUAUUGACUCCUACUCGGAUCUAUGUUGUUUCACUACUUGAAGUGGUAAAAAAAGAUCUUGUCAAGGGCAUGGCACAUAUCACCGGUGGUGGUCUCACAGAAAAUGUCCCUCGCAUGCUUCCCGAUCAUCUCACCGCUGAGAUCGAUGUCGCUACAUGGACCCGACCCGACGUCUUCAGAUGGUUGCAAAAGACGGGCAAUGUCAAUAAUCAAGAGAUGAGCCGGACAUUCAAUAACGGAAUUGGCAUGGUCCUCGUCGUAUCAGAACCAUCAUCUGGUCUGGUCAAAGAUGCUCUAGAGGCGCAAGGCGAGUCGGUCUUUAAGCUCGGAAAGCUCGUCCCUAGAGACCAGGAUGAAGGUGUCAUCUUGAGAAACCUAGAAUCGUGGAGUUCAACAUAG
This is a messenger RNA of Exophiala aquamarina CBS 119918, 2385 nucleotides long. Its product is annotated as bifunctional purine biosynthetic protein Ade1. Gene Ontology annotation, molecular function: phosphoribosylformylglycinamidine cyclo-ligase activity; phosphoribosylamine-glycine ligase activity; metal ion binding. The record is from RefSeq and is a predicted model, not a curated record. The transcript has a single exon. The coding region runs from base 1 to 2385 and encodes 794 amino acids. Gene Ontology annotation, biological process: 'de novo' IMP biosynthetic process; adenine biosynthetic process. Gene Ontology annotation, cellular component: cytosol. NCBI's taxonomy places the organism in Eukaryota, Fungi, Ascomycota, Eurotiomycetes, Chaetothyriales, Herpotrichiellaceae.